Molecule: messenger RNA, 948 nt
Organism: Mollisia scopiformis
Lineage: Eukaryota; Fungi; Ascomycota; Leotiomycetes; Helotiales; Mollisiaceae
Exons: 2
Coding region: 172-774 (200 amino acids)
Source: RefSeq, a predicted model, not a curated record
UCGCUUUACUCGCUCAUUUCUCGGAAGAGUAUUGAUACCCUUAAGGAGUUCUAUAGGUCAGACGUCAGCAAUGAUGAAUGGUUACUCAUCAAGAAGCUGAAGCCGCUAUUUGACAUUCCUUAGGUGGUAUCUCGGCUUAUGGGGUUGAUGACGUUGGGCAGGUAAUGCGUGAUGAUUGAUGGGGUGGGGCGGGGGAGUUUGUAUUGCAUAGCAUUUGGACGACAGAUCAUUUUUCUUCGUGCCUUCCUCGUGUUGGAUUGUUUAGCAUUGCAUGGCAUUGCAAAAGUUGUAGAUAGAACAGAAUACAAAAACUACAAUAUCCUUAAGCCACCUAGGCCACGAUCGAUACUGCUGAAGGGAGCUGUGGCUGAAAAUGCGUUGUCACGUGGGCUGCUGCCUUGUAUCUCACUGCAAUGUUUUCUCAACCCCGCCCCGCACUUCCGCACUGCAAAGGAUCGAGAGCGAGGCGGAUACCAGAAUAAAAUCCUAUGUCGAUUGUGGAAGAUGGCAUCAUGGCAGGCAAUGAAAGUCCCAGAGCUUAGAGCCGAAUUAAAGCAUCGAGACCUGCCUCACAAGGGCGUCAAAGCCACUCUAACCGCACGACUCAAACAUACAGACGGACUUCCCUUGAAUUAUGAAGACAGGAAAACCCAUUACGAGCUAAAAUUGAAAGAGUUUCAAGCCGAACCUAUAGCUAACGUUGCGCCGUUCCCUUAUUUCAAUAAAUUUCCCCUGGAGAUACAGAGACUUAUCGUAAGAACUCAUCCUGGCUAAAUUGGGAAUUCUCCCUGCCUGCUCCAAGAGUCAUAAGAUACCCGAAUGGGGGAGUGAUUUGUGAACAUCGACUCUACCUCCCGAAAGAUCAUCAGCCUCCAAAUCCAGCUGCAUUAAGCACGUGUCGAGAAUCAAGAGCCGCCGCACUGAAGAGAUACAAGCUCUGUUUCGGUA